CUGGGACAAAUGCCGGUUGCUGUUCCGUGGGCGGUGUCUGCUCAACGCAGACGUGUUGGAGGUGAUGAUCCAGUCCAACAUCUCACCCAUCACAUCGCACGAGGGUCUUAUGGUCACUGUCAAAGGGAUGCGCGGGAAAAUCGGAGACGGCGACAUACAGGUGAAAGGCCAUAUCUUGUGCUGGGUGGGGAGUACGACCAAGUACAAUGACUGCCCUCUGAUGAACCUGCACAAGGCCACCCUCAACCUGCACUGGGACUGGGUGAUGCCACUUCCCACUAUGGACUGUCAGGACCACCACCGACUGCAAAUAUUGGGCCCUGAGUAUGUGCAGCAUAUCCCAGACUAUGAUCCGUACGAGGGCUACCGAUGCGAUUCUAUAGUACUCAAGCUGUUGCUAAGUGUACAGCCGCUUAGCAACGAGGGUAAAGGUAGGUAUAUCUCCGUAGGUAGACUAUAG
Messenger RNA from Sphaeroforma arctica JP610, 460 nucleotides. RefSeq lists its product as hypothetical. The record is from RefSeq and is a predicted model, not a curated record. The transcript has 2 exons. The annotation marks the transcript as partial. Lineage: Eukaryota; Ichthyosporea; Ichthyophonida.